Messenger RNA from Moneuplotes crassus, 1052 nucleotides. Lineage: Eukaryota; Ciliophora; Spirotrichea; Euplotida; Euplotidae. The record is from the annotation of a GenBank genome assembly.
AAUUAUCUUUAAACAACAUAAAUGGAAGGAAGGCCCAAGCUUAGUUUCAAGCCAAAAGCCCAUAAAUUUGGCAAUAAGAUGAUAUUCAAGAAGAAAACAGUAGAAAACUCAAGGAAACAAUAUAGAAUGAACUCCUUAAAUAAGCCUCCUAAAGAAAUCAGUCAGAAAUUCAGUUACGGAAUUGAGGGAAUAAAUUACUCUAAAUAAAAAGGAAUAUGACCAGUAUGAAUUCGAUCUAGAGGAGAGCAAGGAGAAAGUAGAUCCUUAUAAACCCUCUCGCAGAAAUAUCUUCAAGAAGGAGAAAUUUGAUAUUCACAACUUAGAAGAUACUUAUGAAAAAUACUCCUCACAGCAUGACCAAUACACAGAUAGAGAGGACCAACAGGUGGAUGCUCUUCAUCAAAGAGUGCAAGAACUUGAAGAAGCUCUAGGAACUCGCGAUCUUGAAAUAAAAAGAAUUAAAAUGCAAAAUCAAAGAUUGCUGAAAGAGAGAGAUUUGAUGCAAAACAAACUUAAAAAGCUUAUAAGAGAGGACAAGAAAAAGGAGCUUGACAGAAGAGCCCAGAUGGAAAGAGAAGAGGAUGAGGAUGAUGAUGAUGAAGAACACAACGGAAAUUCAGAAGCCCUUCAAAGAAACAUCCUUGACAUGCUGAUGAGAGCUCAGAUGCAAGACCAUGUGAUGCAAUCAAAUAUGGAACAACAGAGAGAACAAGAGAUGAUCGAGAAGGCUAUCCAGGAGAGUUUGAAGGAAAACCCUAACCCAGACGUAAUGAACUAUGAACAAUUGCAAGAACUUGAAGAAAGAAUAGGAAGUGUCUCUAAAGGAUUUUCAGAUGCAGAAAUCUCAUUGAUUCCAAAAAUGGUAUGUAAUUCAACAAAAGAGGACUGUUCUGUAUGCUUAGACAAGAUCAAGAUUGGAGAAGAAAUCAAGAGACUCAGUUGUGGCCAUGAGUUCCAUAGUGACUGUAUCAAUGAAUGCUUCAAGAAUACCAAAAAGUGCCCAUACUGUAUGGACGAGCAUCAGUUGGACGGAUAGUUGAAUAAACAUUCAU